Molecule: messenger RNA, 1867 nt
Organism: Ictalurus punctatus (channel catfish)
Lineage: Eukaryota; Metazoa; Chordata; Actinopteri; Siluriformes; Ictaluridae
Gene: mns1
Product: meiosis-specific nuclear structural 1
Exons: 10
Coding region: 193-1692 (499 amino acids)
Biological process (GO): cilium organization
Cellular component (GO): motile cilium
Source: RefSeq, a predicted model, not a curated record
GGUCUUUCACUCUGCACAACAAAAGGCAAACUGCCUGCAUGUCAACACAGGCUUCAGGGUGAAAAUUUCCUCAAGCGUCCUCCGGUUUGCUAAUUAUCUAGAAAAGCUGAAAAGACUCGCGCCUCCCAGCCAGGAGACGCCAAUUGUUGUGAAAUUAGACAACACUCGCAGACUCAUCCUCUAAAGGCCAAAAUGAGCCAGCAGCGCAGCAUGGCGCACAGCUUGCACGAGCGUACACUUGCAGAAUUCAGGCGACAGGAGGAGAGACGUGAGGAUCAGAACAGAUAUGUGACCAAAGAGAAACAGAUUGAGGCCAAUCUCAAGCAUGAAGAGAGAGCCGAGAUGAGAAAGUAUCUGCGCACGAUGCAAGACGAGGAGUACGAGAGACAAAUGGAGGAAGCUUACUUGAAGGCAGAGCAGGACAGGAUGUACAAGGAGAAGCUAUUGGAGCAGGAGGAGAGGAUGGCAAAAGAACUGGCCCGCAUAAGUUAUGAGAAAACUCGAGAUGAGAAAAUGAGGCAGCACAUCAAAGAAAACAGUGUGGAGAUUCGCGAGUUAGAGGCAAAGCUCAAGUCUGCUUACGUAAAUAGAGCGAGAGCAGCACAGAUAGCUGAGAAGGAGGCCAUGAGGUGUGAGGCCAUGAAGGAGCAAGCUGAUAUUGCACGCAGUAGGAAGAGUGAGCAGGAGCGAGCAGCCAUAGAGCAGGAGAAGCAGGAUCAGAGGCGCUAUGAGGAACUGGUUCGCUAUCAGCAGGAACUGGAGAAGCAGCUGGAGGAGAAGGAGAGGAAGAGACAGGAGUCCUAUGAGGAGUUCCUCAAGGAGAAACUCAUGGUGGAUGAAAUUGUGCGGAAGAUAUAUGAGGAGGAUCGCAUGAAGCAGGAGCUCCGGCUUGAAAUGGUCACGGCCACACAGCGAUACAUUCAGGAGUUCAAAAGGCAGCAAGCAGAGUGGAAGCGCCUGGAGCGAGAGAAAAUGGAGGAGGAGAACAGGCGCAUUUUGGAGUACACCAAAUACCAGGAGAGGAAAGAAGAGGACAGGAUGGCUAAUGCUAGACAGAGAGAGACAGCUAAAGAGAGCCUUCACAAGUUGCUAGCUGAGAAGAUGGAAGUGGAACAGAGGCAUCGUGAGGAGAUGGACCGUGUCCGUGAGGAGCUCUAUCUUGAGGAGCAGGAAGAGUUUGCCAGACAGAAAGAACUCGAAGAGAUGGAGCGGAGAAUCCGUCAGAGGCUGGAGCUGCAGCAGACGUGCCAGGAACAGCUGGCCUUCAAACAGCUGCGCCGUCAAGCCGAAAAGGACGAAGAGGAAGCGUUCAGGUUCACGAUGUUGGCCAAGUUCGCUGAAGACGACCGCAUUGAGCAGAUGAACGCUCAGAAGCGCCGCAUGAAGCAGCAGGAGCACAAACAUGCUGUGGAGAAGCUAAUAGAGGAGAGGAGGCAGAAGUACCUGCUUGAUAAGGAACGAGAGGCGGAAGAGCGAGCUUUGGAACAGGAGAGAGAAACUCUGCGCCGACAGAUCAUCGAGGAGGAGCGACUGAAGCUCCUCAAGCUCCAUGCUACAAAGCUGUUGGGGUACCUGCCAAAGGGAAUUUUCAGGGAGGAUGAUUUGGAUCAUUUUGACGAAAACUUCAAGAGCAGUUUCCGGAAACGUCAUUCUGACAUCUCCGGGGAGGGAGGUGGAGAUGCUGAGCAAUAACUCGUAUCUACUCGUGACCACUAGAUGGCAGACAUGAUUGAUUUUUUUCUGGUUUAUUUCAAUUGAUAGUUCUAAGAAAGAUUCAAACCAGCUUUUUGCAUUUUUAAAAACCCAUAAACCAGUUGAAUAAUCUGUUCAAGCCUUAAAUAAAAUUACAAAAACACUACAAGCAGAA